Molecule: messenger RNA, 264 nt
Organism: Lathyrus sativus (Indian pea)
Lineage: Eukaryota; Viridiplantae; Streptophyta; Magnoliopsida; Fabales; Fabaceae
Source: the annotation of a GenBank genome assembly
AUGAUAACACCGCCAUCAUUGCUUUCUCUCACCAUUGACUCGGCCGUUCACAAUCUCUCCGACAUCUCCGAUCUCUCUCCCAUCCCUGAUCACAUCCUCCUCGAUCUCUUCCUUAGAAUAUUGAAAGCAGGAAAACUGACUGAAAAAGUUCUCAAACUGUUUAUAGCAACCGGUAAGGACGAAGUAAUCUCACUUGUUCAGGCAUUGAAUAUUAGACAUAUCAUCACCCCUGUGCUUCCUACCAGAUGUUCUGAGAAAUUCUAA